CGACAAUGCGGCCCCUGACCGAAGAUGAGAGCAAGGCGGUCUUCGCCAAGCUUGCGAACUAUAUCGGCAAGAAUCUCGUUCACUUGAUCGACCGUCCCGACGAGACCUACUGCUUCCGCCUGCACAAAGACAGGGUAUACUAUGUCUCGGAGUCAUGCAUGCGCAUGGCCAUCUCUAUUGCUAGGCCAAAUCUCAUUUCACUUGGAACAUGUCUUGGUAAAUUCUCCAAAAGUGGCAAAUUCAUGUUGCACAUCAGCGCGUUAGACUGGUUGGCGCAGUAUGCCAAAUUCAAGGUCUGGAUCAAACCGAACGGGGAGAUGCCCUUCCUGUAUGGGAACCAUGUUGUGAAGGCACACCUUGGUCGAAUAACGGAGGACACGCCGGAACACCAGGGCGUUGUUGUAUAUAGCAUGGACGACAAACCUUUGGGAUUCGGUGUGACCGCACGGUCAACGAUUGACACGAGGAAACUGGAUCCAACGGCUAUCGUGGUAUUCCAUCAAGCUGAUAUUGGCGAAUAUCUUCGAGACGAGGAAACAUUAUUUUAAUGCAAUGAACUGUCCUUCAAUCAUCAACAUGGAUGUAUCGGCGCUAGAACUCACGGUCAAUCCGAUUACUAUCCUCCACGGGUGUAUAAGUAACGUAGAUCUCGACUACCUUAUACUCUACAUAUAUGUUCCCUCAUGUGGCUGUGCAACCUCAGCUGUUUGUGACGUGCAC
Molecule: messenger RNA, 720 nt
Organism: Punctularia strigosozonata HHB-11173 SS5
Lineage: Eukaryota; Fungi; Basidiomycota; Agaricomycetes; Corticiales; Punctulariaceae
Product: cytosolic large ribosomal subunit protein
Exons: 6
Coding region: 6-548 (180 amino acids)
Biological process (GO): ribosome assembly; ribosomal large subunit biogenesis
Cellular component (GO): nucleolus; nucleus; preribosome, large subunit precursor
Molecular function (GO): RNA binding
Source: RefSeq, a predicted model, not a curated record